CGGAAAAACACACCCGUCUCUAUUCUCGUUGUUGAUCGAAAAUUCUUAUUUUCAAUUUUUUUUAUCUUUAUCGUUUUCUUUACUGCAUCAAAAUGAAUAAAGCAUUGAAGAUUUAUGUUUAAUUUUACUUUUGGCCGUUUGUUUUUUUGAAUAUCCGCAGCAGUUAACUGUCUUUCAAGAAACGAGAACAUUUCAUAAAUAGAAAUUCCAAUAUGGUGAAGUAUCUAUGGCUUAUUUUUUGCUGUUUUGCAAGCUUUGUUGCUGUUCGAAUUGAGUUUAAUGCCCCCAUCAAAGGUUUACAGCGAUUUAUAAUUGAUUAUAAAAGUGGAGAUCUUUUUGUCAGUGGUGAUAGUUAUCUUUAUAAGUUAAAUAGCAAUUUAACAGAGAUUACCAAGAUAAAUAUAUCUCGUCAAAAUCCAACAACAGGCGAAACAAACAAUGAUACAAUUUUAUUGCUAUUUGAAGAGCUAGAAGGAUUAAGAAGAUUAUUGGUUUGUUGGAAAUUGACCUAUAGUAUCUGUGCAUCUCUUAAUUUGAAUUUGAGCUCAUUGACCAUUCUUAGUGCAGCGGAGUCCAGUUUGUCAGUCUUGCCUGGACAAACCAAUGCUGCUAUUGUUGAUGAUGAAAAUGAUGGAAUUCUGAUUGCUCGCACUGUUGAUAGUGGUAAUGAUCUUAUUUUCCUUUCAUAUGCACGAUGUAAUGGUGGAGUUAAUUCAAAAUGCUUGGCUCAAACUUCAUCUGUACUAUCCUUGUCUGGUCGCACAUCAAAGAUUUAUUAUGUCAUUGCUGCACAUGUUGGGAAAUAUCGAUAUUUUUUUAGUUAUAAUUUUCCAGAUCGAAGUAAUAUUGCCAGAAGUAAUAUUGCCAGACUUUGUACAAAUUAUAAGCAAGUGUCUGAAAUCAAGACUUACAUUGAAACGCCAAUGCGUUGUUUUGAUAAAGAUGGAGAAAAUUAUAGUUUAUUGAAGACAGCAAAUAUUGUAUAUUUGAAUGGAAAUUUUGCAAAAAGCUUUGGAAGUCAUGAUGGUGGAGCUAUGUUGAUUGGUGUCUUUCAAAAAUCUCGUCAUUCCUCACAAUAUGCUGUGUGCACCUACUCAUUUGAUGCCAUUGAGGGUGCUUUUAAUAAGAGUAUAGAAGCAUGUUUUGGAAAUGGAACAGGAGUUUUAAACACAUAUGUAAAGCCUAGUUCAAGAUGUAAAGCAGAAUUUCCACCCAAUGCCUGCUUUGCUGGUACACGAAAUGAGCAAAUGACUGGACAACAUAGUUGUAGCAGUGAAGCUCAGGUUACAUGUGAUGAUUGUGGUCACAUAAAUUCAGUUACAACAACGUUUUAUCGCAAUGAUAUGAUUCUAUUUCUUUCUGCGGAUGAUGGUAGAUUAUCAAAGUUCAUUUUGCAUUCUUAUUCAUCUGGUAGAAGAUACAGUACAUCAUAUCCUGUUGAUGGAUCUGGUAUUUUAUCUGUUAAGUUUGAUUUAUCUGGAAAAUAUGCCUACUUGCUUUCACCAGAGAAGAUAUUAAAGUUGCCUGCUGAAGAAUGUGGCUCUAGAACAACUUGUGAUAAUUGUGUUAAAGAUGGUGAUCCUUAUUGUGGCUGGUGCUCUUUAACUGCAAGCUGUACAACGUAUGAUAAAUGUCCCUAUUAUGAAUCACCACUUGGUUUUGUGCGACAUUCAAAUAAUUGUAUAAACAUCACAGAUCUUAAACCUCGUUCACUUCCCAUUAGUAAAACCACUGUUCAAAAGGUAAACAUAUCAAUUGUAAAUUUGCCUCCAAGGAACAACACAAAAGAUUAUGGAUGUUCUGUAAACAAUGUGCAAUUAACCUCUUAUCUUUAUGGUAAUGUAAUGGAGUGCUCUGUUCCAACAUCUGAUUAUCUUACAGAACCUAGUUCACUUACAGGUCUUGCAGAAGCUGUAGUCGCAGUAAUUUUCAAUGUUACGAAAGCAAAGAUUGCUAGUAUCAAAUUACAACUGUUUAAUUGUUCCUCGAUUAGAAACUGUUCAAAGUGCACAACCGGUCCAUUAAAGUGCACAUGGUGUCAUUAUAUUGACCUAUGUACGGGUUAUUCAGAAGUCACGUGUCCUCAGUCCAACUCGACAUGGGUAGGAGAAAAAAAAGAGCAUGAAUGUCCUUCAUUGAAUCAACAAACGAUAUAUAUUCCUGCCGAUAUAAAGAGAAAUAUUACGUUGACUGGAAAGAAGUUACCCAAGUCUGAGUCACCAGCUGGUGAAUAUAAAUGUAAACUAAGUUUUAGUCGUGGACAUUCAUAUGAAGUUGCAGCUUUGUGGAACAAUGAUACUAGCAUCUCAUGUGCAGCUGAAGAGUAUAACUUUUCUUCGACUAAUGAAGAACAAGCAGCUGAGAUUUCAAUCACUUUAGGAAAAAGUGUCAUUCUCCGGUCUGAAAAUAAAGAAGUGAAAGUGUUCAUCUACCGUUGUCAAAAAGCAGCAGUUCAGUGUGGAAGUUGCGUUGUAGCAAAAAAGGAAUACGUUUGUGGAUGGUGUAAAAAUUAUUCUUUUUGCUCAGUAAAAGAUGCUUGCUCUUCAGGGGCCUGGAUUAAACCUCGAGGAAUUUGCCCAGAAGUCCCAGAGAUUGAUGGGUUUGAACCAAAAACUGGCCAUAUAAAUGGAGGAAUGAAUCUGACAAUAAAAGGAAAAGAAUUUGGUGGAGUGGUUUCAGAUGUAAAAGAGGUUUCUAUUGGUGAUAUCAAUUGCACGAUAAUCGAGUAUAUCGUCGGCGAAAGGCAAGGUUUUUUUCAAAGGAUUGUUUGUAUUACUGGCAACUCCAGUAAAUCUUUGUCUGCAAAAGUUAAAGUUAAAGUUCAUGGAAAUGUUGGAUAUUCAAAAGAUAAAUUUCAUUAUCAAAAGCCUCGAAUCACGAGUUUUAAACCGAAGAUCGGUCCAGUUUCUGGAGGAACAAAUGUUACAAUAUUUGGUCAACAACUAGAUACUGGAAACAACAUAACAGUGUCAUUCAGUGGAUUGCCAUGUUUGCAAUUAAUAUUUACUAAAAUCAAUAUGACCUGCACAACAUCUCAGACUGAAGAGGACAACAAAAAAAGAAGAAAAAGAUCUGUUUCAAGUAAUCUUGAAGUAAAAUUUAAUGGUCAGCCUCCUGAGUAUAACAGUACUCUUGGAUCCUUUCAAUAUGUUCCCGAUCCAAAUAUUACUGAUAUUACGCCACAUGUGACAUAUCCAAGCUCUAAUCGUAAAAUCAAUGUGACGGGUACGAAUUUGAAUGCCAUUUAUUUUCCCAAAGUCUUGUUGACGUCUGAUGAUAACUCAACUCGUGCACAAACAGAGUGCAGGGUGAAGAGUUUUAGCGUUAUAUUGUGUUCAUUACAAGCUGAGGGAAUAAAAGAAGAAUUAAAAUUCAGAGUUUCCGUUCAUUUGGAUGGGGUUAAAAAAUGGAACAAUCUUGAUGAAUAUCCAAAUUUUAACACACUUGUUUUGGUUCCUGAUCCAGAAAUAGAGAAGUUUCCAGAUUUUAUGCACAUUUUAAAGACGCAGACGCUUGAGAUAAAGGGCAAAAAUCUUGAUCACGUGGAUUAUAAAGAUUUGUUUGAAUUUAUCAUCACUGUUGGUGGUCAGAAAUGUAAUAUCACCAGUGUUUCGAAGAAUGUAUUGUUUUGUACUGCUCCUUAUCGUGAAUCUUUGUCAGAAUCUAAUAGUUAUACAGUUUUGGUAAACGUAUCUUUGAGUAACCUUAAUUUUGUUGUUGGUAAUUUAAAGUAUGACAUUGAAAGCCAAGGAGGAAAAUCUACAGACUUAAACUUAAUUUACAUCAUUGUUGGUGUUGGUUGUGGUUUGUUGAUCAUUGUCAUUUUAUUUGCUUGUUGUCUCUAUCGACGCAAAAAACGACAACAAGAAAAAAAAGAAAGAACAUAUGAAAUGCAAAUGAAUAGUUUGGAAUCAAAAGUUGCUAAAGAAUGUCGGGAAGCAUUUGCUGAGUUACAAACAGAUAUGACUGACUUUACUAGUGAUCUUGGUGAUGAUAACAUUCAUUUUUUUGAUUUUAAAAACUAUGCCAUGCGAGUUCUUUUUCCUGGUAUUCAUCAUCAUCCUGUUAUGGCUGAGAAAAUGGUUCAAGAAAGUCCAAAAUGGGAUGAAGCUCUUCGUACUUUCUCGCAGUUGAUCGGCAACAAAAACUUUCUUUUGGUAUUUGUAAAGACCUUGGAAAGUCAAGCACAAUUUAAAAUGCAAGAUAGAUGCAACGUUGCUUCUCUUUUGGUUAUUGCUCUUCAGAGUAAAAUGGAUUAUUGCACCGAUAUUCUUCAACAUCUCAUGGCAGAACUAAUACGAAAGUCAAUAUCAAAAAGUCAUCCUAAGCUUUUGUUGAGAAGAACUGAAUGCAUUGCAGAGAAGUUAUUGACAAAUUGGCUAACGUUUACAUUAUCACAUUACAUAAAGGAAAAUGCUGGUAGACCCCUCUUUAUGUUGUAUAAAGCUAUACGAUUUCAAAUUGAAAAAGGUCCUGUUGACGUAAUAACACACGAGGCACGUUAUUCACUCAGCGAGGAUAAAUUAUUACGACAAAGUGUUGAUUACAAUAAACUUACUGUUACUGUGGAAUUUGAGGACAACCCCCCCGUUCAAGUCGACGUUCUCGAUAUUGACACUAUUGAUCAAGCUAAAGAAAAAAUAAUGGAAGUUAUAUUUAAGAAUACACCGUUUUCAUGUCGUAUUCCCAAAGAUGAGUUGACCUUAAAAUGGGUCGAAAGUCCGUCUAAUCACACCAUACUGAAAGAUGAUGAUGCGAGCAGUUUACGUGAAGGAGAAUGGAAACGACUUAAUACACUCGCUCAUUACCAAGUUCCUGAUGGUACAUGUUUAUGUCUUGUAAGACGGUUCGCAUCAGGAUUUGAUUUUAGUGAGGUACAAAAUGUGAGUUUACCUAAAGUAUCAUACAGUCCAUCAGUUCACAGCACAGCAUCGUUGGUUACAAGCAGUAAACCUCAUAUUAAUGAUGAAGAUAGAAAACCUUGGCAUUUGACGAAACAUGUAGACUCCUUCGUACAAGAAAAAGAAGAUCCAAGACACAGCAAAAUGUUGUCAGAAAUUUAUCUCACAAGACUGUUAAGUACAAAGGGAACACUUCAACAAUAUGUUGAUGAUAUGUUUGAUUGUAUUUUCCCGACGUUAAAGAAAAACGAGCAAGCACCUUUACCUAUCAAGUUUCUCUUUGAUUUUCUUGAUGAUCAAGCAAAAGAGUUAAAUAUUACUGAUCCCGAAGUCUUGCAUACGUGGAAAAAUAACAGCUUACCACUUAGAUUCUGGGUUAAUCUUAUUAAAAAUCCAAACUUCUUGUUCGAUGUUUACAAAGCGCCUAUUGUUGACUCGUGUUUGAGUGUUAUUGCACAAGUUUUCAUGGAUGCGUGUUCUGUUUCGGAACAUGUUCUUGGCAAGGAUUCACCAUCAAAUAAGCUUCUUUAUGCUAAAGAAAUUCCUGCUUACAAACAAAAAGUAGAGAGUUUCUAUUUUGAUGUUGCCAACUCACCAAAGUUAAUGAUGAGGAAAUCAAUGAAUUUUUUUCUUCUGGUUUUUCCACAGCAUUACAUCGAAGAUUUCAACGUGGAUAAUGCAUUGAAAGAGCUUUAUAAUUAUGCAGCUAAAUAUCUCGAUGAGCUUCAAGAAGCUUUAGAAGAAGCACGCUUUCCUCAACUUGCUAGCAAACUCCAACAUCUUGUCGCUAUAUUUUCCGAUGACUGAUAUUAUUACUUAUUUUAUUCUGUGAAGUAUGACAAUUCUGGUAAAUGCUAUUUAUAAAGUGUUGAAGAUUCGAUUUCUACAUUUGUGAUGCGAAUUUCUUCAGUUUUCACUAUGUUAUACUUACCGUGGUAGUUACAGACUAAACUUCUUUUUAACCUUGCAAGAUUUGUGUAAAUUAUUUAGUGCAUUAAGAUAGUUUGAAAUAUCAAACUUAUAAAAAGAAGUCAAAUUUGUGCGUAAGAUUUUGUGGUAUCUAUUUUCCAUUGACUUCUAUAAUUAAGUUGUAUCCCUAGAUAUAUCCUGUAUUGUAUAAUAUUAUUUCGUUUAUUAUUUGCAUUAUUAGUGGAAUUUUUGGUACUUGCAA
This is a messenger RNA of Xenia sp. Carnegie-2017, 6072 nucleotides long. Its product is annotated as plexin-A4-like. Gene Ontology annotation, molecular function: semaphorin receptor activity; protein binding. Gene Ontology annotation, cellular component: semaphorin receptor complex. Gene Ontology annotation, biological process: semaphorin-plexin signaling pathway involved in axon guidance; regulation of cell migration. NCBI's taxonomy places the organism in Eukaryota, Metazoa, Cnidaria, Anthozoa, Malacalcyonacea, Xeniidae. The transcript has 40 exons. The coding region runs from base 213 to 5708 and encodes 1831 amino acids. The record is from RefSeq and is a predicted model, not a curated record.